UAUUGAUCAAAAUGUAUUAUAUCAUACAAUAGAUAAUGAGAAAUUAAAUUUCUUUAAAGAAGAAAACUUAAAGAAAAAUAUUCAUUGAAUUCUUCAUCAAAUGGAUCAAUAAUGAAUACAAUUAAUCAAACCGAGUUACAAAUGGUUGAUACAAGCAAUUUACAAAAUCCUUGUGAAAUUAAUCAUGAAUUAACAAAACCAUUGGUCUUGUUUCUUAAUUCAAGAAAAGAAGUACUUUCUUCAGCUCCAACAUCACCAAAUAGCAGUGAUAAUGAAACACCUGGUCCUAUAUCUUCAAUGAAAUUUCAAUAUAGAAAAGAUUCAAGAAAAUGUUUUCGUAAAAUAACAUCACAAACAAAUUGGCGUAAACGUCAAGGUAUGACAUUUCGUUGUGGUCCAUUCUUUAGUCGUACACAUAAUGGACUUGUAAAUUCACCAUAUCAAUCAGAUGUUAGUCAAUCAGCACCAAGUAGUCCUACAAUUGAUACAUAUGAAACAUUACCACUUAUUCCUAAUGCAUCAACAAUAGAUCAAGUUACAGAACAAAUUAGUUCAAAACCAUUCAAUAUUACAGUACAUUCAAAUUUACUUCAUACUGAAUCUAGAAAUGAUGAGUACAAAAAUUUAGGAUCAUCUUGUUUUACUACUAAUAAAGUGAAAUACUCUGAAUCAACAUUACUAUGUUUAAUGCAACGUCUUGGGAUACAGUCCGUUUGGCCUUGUCUAUUGGAACAUGGAGUUGUAGAUGUGGAUCGAUUAAGCAAAUUGACUAGAAAUGAAUUAAUUGAAAUGGGUGUUACAGAUGCUGAGACGAGAGCUACAUUAAUGACAGCUGCUCAGCUUCUUACAGAUUCAUGGUUAAAUCCUUCAUUAUUCCAUAGAACGUUGAAUAGAUCAUUUGGAAAAAAUUCAAAAGAUUUAUACGAUACUCAAAAUAUUCAUGAUUCCGGUAUCUCAAGUGGAACAGAUAUUACUAGUUCAUGUUUAACAUAUAAACCACAAUAUACAAAUUUUUGUAAUAAUAAUACUAAUACUACUAAUAAUAAUGAAUCAACAAGUCGUCUAGAAGGAAUUACAUCUGGUAAAUCCGAACAAAUGGAACAAUAUCAAUCACGAUGGGGUUAUGGUCAACACAUGCCUACUGAACAUAAUGGAUCUGUUAAAAUGACCUCAUAUGAAGAAAUCAACUCAAAUAUGCCAAUCAGACAAAACGUUGGAUCUUACCAAACAAUAAACUCUGAUAAGAACUCAUUUCAAAAUGUUUCCAGAGUAUUUGGUGAAAUGCAAUGUCAGUCACAAAAACAUCCAGUAAGUAUUCUACGAAAUAGUCGACUAUCCAAAGAUAAUCAACCUGAUAUUGAUAAUGUAAAACGAUCAUCAUCAAGUACACCAAAAACUGUAAAAAUUGAUGAACGAUUUCUAUUAUCAUCAAAACAUCAUCAACAACAACAACAACAACAACAACAAAAAGAAAUUAAUCUAUUGAAUACACCUAUACAACCAUUACAAACUUCUACUCUAUCGACAACUGCCAAUUAUUUUGUACAGUAUCCUCAAAAUAAUCAACAAUAUAUCUCUAAUACAAUACAAACAAUAAAUGAUAAUACAAAGAAUGUAUACAUUCAACAUAUUUAUUUAGCUAGGCAUAUCUUAAGAAAGAAAUUAAAUACAGAACAUAUUGAUCUUACUCAACCACCUUAUUCUGAUGAGUUUGGUCGAGCAAAUAUUCCUUUACGUUUAAUUCAACGUUAUUCAUUUGAAACAAAUUUAGAUCUUCUUACUGUUGCAAUGGCAUUAGAAGCUGAAAGAGAUACUAAUUUGAGAGAGAUACGAAGACCUGUGAUCUCAUUCAAUGAAGAGAUUCGAUCACAACGUUUUCUUAAUUGUGAUGGUAUAAAAACAGGCAGUUUACAAGAAUUUUUAAUAACCAUCGGUUUACCUAUGUAUAUAAAUCAUAUAUUACAUUAUAAUAGUAUAACUACAAAUAGUAAUAAUAAUAAUAAUAAUAAUAAUAAUAAUAAUAAUCAUAGGUGUUUACUAAUGACACCGGCAGAUUUACUUAAUAUGUCCAAUGGUCAAUUACAAGAGAAAUUUAAUUUUCUACCUAUUCAUAUACAAUGGCUUCGUCAAGAAGCAUCAGUUAUUCCAUGGAUAUUAUUAAAUCAAACAAAUUCAACAAAAUAUUCCACAAUGAAUUAUACAACAAAUAAUAUAUAUAGUUUACCACGUACAUCAAUAACAAAUCAUUGUUGUCGAAGAAGUUCAUCUCAAUUAAGAAAAUUACAACAACCUUCAUCACAACCACCACCACCACCACCGCCACCACCACCACCGCCACCACCACCACCGCCAACAUCACAACAACAACAACAACAGAAGCGUUCAACAACAUCAACUCAAUCAUUCAUUAAUCAUUGUCAACAUCAUCAAUUACAAGAUUAUCAUGAAGGACAUGAACAAUCCGAUGAUAAUUUCAUUAAUUUAGAACAUCUUGUUGAUAAAGUUUAGAUUAAAUUUAUAUAAAUAUACUUUUAGUAUUUCUCUUUAAUUGAUUUAAUUCAAGAAGAAAAUUAAUAUGAGACAUUUGUAUUUAGUUAAA
Messenger RNA from Schistosoma guineensis, 2599 nucleotides. The record is from the annotation of a GenBank genome assembly. Lineage: Eukaryota; Metazoa; Platyhelminthes; Trematoda; Strigeidida; Schistosomatidae.